AUCUCCGCCCCCUUCGCAACAUUUCAAGAUGGCCGUCCGUCUGUGGAAGUAGAGACCGGUUUGUUUUCUUCCUAUUCAGCCCGACUUUCUCCCGCUUUCCCCCACUGUUAGCAGUCACGAUCGGCCAAUCGGUGAGUUUGCAACAUCUAUGGAUGUCAUAGAAUGCCAGGGACAUGAAGAAUCUACCCAGGGGAGACGAUAAGGGUGGUAGUAGGGCGGUGGAAAACGGCGAAGUCCGCUCGGUGCAAAGGCCGUCUGUGGUGGAGACUGGAGGAGAAUUUUCCAUCAUGUCGGCAGAGGAAAUACAGAAGCGGAAGAGCAGUUUAGAGCGGGACCAGGUUGUUUUGGUAGCAGAGAUUGCCAGGAUCGAUGAUUCGGUCGAAAAAGAUAUCAUGAAAGCUUCCAAAGUGCCAAAUUUGGAGGAAAUUUUACGAGAUGAGAAGGUGGAUGAGGAAGCGACGGACGAUACCAAGUGUGGAAAUGGGGGCGGUGAGCGUCACACGAACAGGACAGAUCAAAACAUUGCGGAGAAGAGGUCGUCUGGCUUUGAGGAGAUUGACUUGGAAGGACAGGAAGGCUGCCAAGGCUGUUCACAAGAAUCCAAUAACUCAAAACAAAUUAGACCUCCUGGUGCUAGCCAUGUAAUCACUACAGUUUCUGAACCAAAUUUGGGGGCUGCUGAUUUCAAUGGCAGUCCCGAGGGUCACGCUUCAAGUGCAAGUUUCACGGAUGGGGAGGACACAGAUAUUGAAGAUUUGCAACAAAGCCACGAUUCUUCUCCUGGAAGUAUAACGAACGGCUGCGCACUUGGUAGCGCAAAGAACGGUGUGCAUGGAACUCGGCCACGUAACGACAGCGAAAGUAGCGCCGGAUUUGAAGCGUCGGCAGACGAUGAUUCGCAGGGGUACCCCGCACCUGUGUUGGAGGUCACAUGCGAGGAGGCAUUCACGGGGACCGUUCCUCACGACAGAAGGGUAUCCAGGACUUCACUGGACACAAAGUCGGAGGAUCUCGUGUUAGAGGGCGAUCGUUUGGACCAUGUCGAACCAGAAAUCCGUCGUAAGUCUGCGACCAUCCCCAGGACUAGCACAGACACGUCUUUAGCGCAGAGCGACGCGCAAUCCUUCACUAGUAUAUCCAGUCUCAGCACGGAACUGUCAACGAGUGCGUCGAUUAGCGACACCUCCUGUAGUAGUUCGCUAGUGGUAGACACGGAAGACGCGGGUUUUACCGACAUCAGCUUGCAAGGAAAGACGAUAUUUCACGAGCGGAAGAGCUCGAUCAGCUCCACAGGAAGCAGCUGUUUGGAUGACAGCACGGCAGUGGUGCAAGGAGCCAAACCCAAGAGGCGGGGCUUGGGGAUGUUCCUCUCAAAGAUGUCAGGAGUAAGUCAGCGUCUCCAAGUCCAAAAUCCACGGUCAGAAGAAAAAGUACAGACUUCAUUGUUGGGUCCACGACAGCACUCAUCUUGGAAAACAGACCGACGAAUCUCCCUCCCAAGUCUGCGGAGGAGGAGCAGAAACACAGGGAGCAGUAUGAGGCUAUGGUGGAGGAAGCCAAGAGGAGAGAAAAGAAGGACAUCAAGCAGAAGAUGAUGCAACUGCAGCAGCAGAUCAAGCAUGAGAACACGGUGGCGUCUGCCAUGGAGGUGUGGAACAGCGAGAUCCUCAACAACUGGGACAUGAUGAAACAGUCCAAGAAAGCACAGGAGUUGUGGUGGCAAGGGUUACCUCCCUCAAUACGAGGCAAGGUCUGGAAACUGGCCAUUGGAAAUGACCUCAACAUUACAUAUGAGUUGUAUGAGAUCUUCAGAGCCCGUGCCAAGGACAGAAUCAAGCUGCUGUGUGAGUCAGGACCAGAGUCAGACGAAGAUCCGUCCCCAGCAGACUGGGACAGGGAGUCCAGUGUGGAGCUGAUCAAGCUGGACAUCAGCAGAACCUUCCCUCAUCUCUGUAUCUUCCAGAAGGGUGGACCGUACCACGACAUGCUGCACGGAGUUCUGGGGGCGUACGUGUGUUACCGGCCAGAUGUGGGAUAUGUCCAGGGGAUGUCGUUCCUGGCAGCAGUACUGAUCCUGAACAUGGAGCCAGCUGACGCCUUCGUGUGUUUCGCUAACCUGCUGAACAAACCCUGUCAGCUGGCCUUCUUCAGAGUAGAUAGUGGUCAGAUGAAGAUAUACUUCGACACAUAUGAGGUGUUCUUUGAGGAGAACCUGCCGAAACUGUACGCCCUGUUCCAGAAGUGGAAGGUGACCCCUGACCUCUACCUCAUAGACUGGAUCUUCACACUCUAUAGCAAGUCUCUCCCACUGGACGUGGCCAGUCGAGUGUGGGACGUGUUCUGUAGGGACGGAGAGGAGUUCCUGUUUAGAACAGCAUUAGGCAUUUUGCUUCAUUAUGAGGACAUCCUGGUGAACAUGGACUUCAUCCAGAUAGUGCAGUUCCUCACCAAGUUGCCAGAGGUCAUCUCAGAUGACAAACUGUUCCAGUCCAUUGCUGCCAUCAACAUGCAGGCCAAGAACAAGAAAUUCAAAGAGGUCCUGUCAUCAGUGAAGGAGGGCCUGGCAUCCCAGAAUAGUGACAAAGAAAAGGAAUGAGGUGUCAUGGGAUCACCCUUAGUUACCUGUAUAUAGCCACCCCUAGUUCACAGUGGUAUGACCCAUCGAGAUAAUAUGGCUAGUUUUUCCCUUGGAGACUUCCUUUUUUUAGUAAAGUUGUGACUGGCUUUUGCCAAGUAAGGGUGCUUGUUUUUGCCGCAGCUAAAGGUUUUAGUAGCAACUAAUCUCACAGCUCCCAAUCACAUCUCGCGAAGUGCCACAGACAAAAUUGGUACACCUUUGACCCUUCAUUUGUGAUUUGUUACUACGUAAACGUUCGAUGUGGGAAAAGAAAAAAAAGGAAGGCUGUUCAUUCCUUAACCAGCAAUGCUGCUUUUUUUGCUGUUUAACUUAACAAUAGCUUAAAUCGAUAAAUGACUUGUGGAAAAAAUAGGAAACCAGAAAGGAGUUUGCACCUUUUAAAAGCCAUUCCCAUUGUAAGUGUACAUUGUAUAGUACAUCACUUUAUUCAGUAGUUAACGUAAUGUUUUUGCCAGGUUGAAGAUUCUGGCACUAAAUUCUCUCAUCUUGUAAAGGUUUAUCUAACUUUUUUUUCUCACAGUAAUGUUAAAAUGUUUGAUGAAUAUCAUUUGAAUGCAAAUUAUGAAACUGCCAGUGAUAAUUUUGCAGCAAAGUUUGUUUUUUUCAAGUGUGCAUAUUGUACAUAUAUGUAAGACUGACCCUGUUCAAAACAAGCCUCCUAAUGUAUGUAGAUAUGUAAAUCAGACCUGUUUAUUAUUGCUAAUUAAUGAUGCGAUUUUUGUCAUUCGUGUGUAAAGUAUCAGUCCAACUUUGUGAGCAACUUGUGGAAGACGUUUUAAUCUCGAUUCAAUUUAUAAAGUCAGACUACUUGUAAAUAUGAGGAAAUUUAGGUUAUUCGCCCAGCCAAAUGUAUACAUGUGUAAGCAACAUGACAAUGCAAUUUGUCCCAAUGGAUCGUGAAUACAAGUUCAGGUCAGUGAUAUAUAUUGAAGUUCUUAGAAAAUUGUAUACCCUUUGGCAUGAUGUGAGUUUUUUGCUGUGUAACAAUAGUGUAUGUUGCACAGUUCUUAGAGAAGAGAAAGAAUACUCAUGCAAACUUGCCCAGAGUUUUGGUUGCUUCUUGCCUUGAAUUUGGCCAGCACUGAUGACAAUGCCCUGAAAAUUGACUAGCUUCUGGUAUGACUCGUCUGGCUUGUGCGUCUUCAUCCCGUAAGCAAUUUUAGUUUGAUCGUCACAGUUGCUUGCUUGAAAAGUUGUCAAACAAAUUGAUUAGAUUUUUAUGUAUCUGUCAUAUUUUAAGCCAGGCUUCUUCUAAAAAAUGUACAUAAGUGACCAGUACAUGUGCAGCCAUGUAUGCAAUGACCAGUUUAGAUUAAUUCCAGUGGAUUCCCUGCUGCUUUGUUUUGAAAACUGCGGCACAUUAUGUUUAUUGGCAAAUUGUUUGUAAGACGUUUUGCACAACUCUCAUGUGUUGUUUUCAUUCAAAUAUAGUAUACAACAACUGACAGCUCUAAACUUACUGAAUUUGAUUAGACUUAAUUGCUUGGAACCAACUGUAAACUCUGUAACAUUUCUACAUACACCUCUUUUCACUUAUUUACAGAUCCCUGUUCUUUUCUUUGAUGCAAAUUAUGGUUGUUUUUAGUGUUAUCGUUUUUUGUUAACUCUCAAUUUUAUUUCAAGUUGUACUCAGUGCUACUUUCUGAUGUUGCUAGAUAGUCAAAUUGUACAAGUAAAGAAAAGGUAACAUGUAUUAACACCCCACAGAAAAUUCAGAAAAUGAUAUUUUGUUGUCUCCACACAAAGUUGUGUAAUUAAUUAAUAGAUAAAGCCAGAGGCAGAAACUUCAGUGGUUGCAUUAGAUACUGUGUCCAAAGUAACUCCACUGUAUCAUGACUGUAUGCAUGUAUGAUAUAUGCAAAGUAAAACCGAGCAAGUUUUUAUAUUCCUUUUUCUACAUACAGACAUCUAUGGCAACCCCAGUCUUGACAGGACUUGGAUAUUUCUGUACCAAAAUCUGAUGUUUUGUAUUAGGAUCAUAUUUUUAUAGGAGCAGUGUUUUCUCAAUGUUUGAACAUGUCUUACAACGCUAUGAAAGAGAUGGAAUAUCUUCAUACAGCCUCUCCAGGACUGCCGACUGGCCUCUAAAUUCAUAUAUUUCCCCAUCUACUGAAUGGUGCUGAAAAAAAUGCCAGCGGAAAAGAAAUUUUAUGAUCUUUCAUGUUGACUGAUUUUGGUAUGGUGUAGAAAACUGGACAGUUCAAUCACUGCCCAGGUGUCAGUUUCACCCAAUCACAGCCCAGUAGUAUUCACAUGUCGGUUUCAACCAAUAACAGACCAGUUUUCAGAGGCCAAUCAACAAAAACUCAAGUGUCAGUUCCAACCAAUCACGGCCCAAGUUUCAGACAUCAGUUCCAAACAGUGUCCAAUCAAAUGUUUCAGCCAGGCAGUCAUCAAUGUUUGGUUUUCCAUCACAAAGUCAUGAGUUGUGAACAGAUAAAACUGAGUUAUUUCUGCAGUUGUAAAAAAAAAGUCCCAGAAAACUUGAAAAGGAGAUAAUGACAUUUUGUGGUCUUUGACAACAUAAUCAAGUAUAUCUAUAUACAAUUGGCUUGGAGGUCCCCUAUAUAUAGAUUCAAUACAUGGAUGAUUAUAAAAUUGUCAGUCGACUUGUCAAAUCCCUCAUUUUAAUGAUAUUUUCUACGAAAUGUGAAUGUCUUACUAAACCCCAUCUUACUCCAGAUCCCCCCACCCCUUCCGAUAAACAAGCCCCCUUCAGGGCUAAGAAAAAGCUUCUCAAUUCUUUGUUAUCUUCUGUGGCAAAAAAUGUGAUGUAUGCCGUACCCUUUAUAUUGAUGAUUGCUGUCAUGCAAAAUAAAUAUAAGCUACAUGUAUGUGAUUAAUACUUAAGAAAGUUACUAUAAAAGGAAAAAAGCUGAAAUUUUGUAGCCUUUCUUUAGUCUGAUGCUAUUUGUAGGCAACUUGACUUGUUCAUUUCUGGACUUUUGUCCAAAUGGGGUUUAUGAGAAGAGAGAUAUAACAACUACUUAUACUUUCUUCAUUGCACAACUUUCAUACUUUCAUUCACAUUUAUCGCUGUAAGCAAGAAAGAACUGCACCAAUCACUUGUACUGAAACCAUCCUAUUUUUGUGCUACAUCCAGAAAGAAAUUUGGUGUACAAAAUGUGAUCUGUUUUGUCCUGUGUUAUUUUCUGGUUGUAGAAUACAUAUGACAAUGAAAAUGUACAGAAAUGACUUUUGCACAUUGGUGAUGCUUGUAACUGAACUUACCAUAUAGGAAGUUGGUAAAAGUGUUUAGUGCAGUUUUUGUUUUGCAUCUAGAGAGUUAGCAACAUUAAGAUUGCAAUAUGGCUCGUCACCCAUUGUCUUGGAUGUUGUGCAAUUCAUAUGAUGAUUGUUGUCAAACUUGAUUGUUAUGAAAUUACUUUUUUCUUUGCCUUGACCCCCAGCAUCAUGAGUUCAUGUGAUGAAAUUUAUGCCAAAUGUACAAAGGAGUCCCUGAUAUAUUACGAAUGUGACUAAUGAUAUAAAUCCCAGAUUCUAUAUG
Messenger RNA from Branchiostoma floridae (Florida lancelet), 6146 nucleotides. Its product is annotated as TBC1 domain family member 14-like. The record is from RefSeq and is a predicted model, not a curated record. Lineage: Eukaryota; Metazoa; Chordata; Leptocardii; Amphioxiformes; Branchiostomatidae.